Molecule: messenger RNA, 3001 nt
Organism: Choloepus didactylus (southern two-toed sloth)
Lineage: Eukaryota; Metazoa; Chordata; Mammalia; Pilosa; Megalonychidae
Gene: WDR1
Product: WD repeat domain 1
Exons: 15
Coding region: 203-2023 (606 amino acids)
Biological process (GO): positive regulation of actin filament depolymerization; sarcomere organization; locomotion
Cellular component (GO): cortical actin cytoskeleton
Molecular function (GO): actin filament binding
Source: RefSeq, a predicted model, not a curated record
CCCAGCGGCAGCGCGCAGGGCAGGGCGCGAGCCGGUCUCGGAGCCCCGGCGACCGCCCCCGACCCGCCCGGCACGCCCGGCGCCGCCUUCCGGUCCCAACCCCGUCCCAGUCCCCGCGCGCGGCCUUCGCCUCGUCUCAUUUGCAGCGCGGGCUGGUCCCGGAGGCUCUCGGCGAGCGCGGCGCGGUAACAAGUGGGCGAGGAUGCCGUACGAGAUCAAGAAGGUGUUCGCCAGCCUCCCCCAGGUGGAGAGGGGCGUCUCCAAGAUCAUCGGCGGGGAUCCGAAGGGCAACAAUUUUCUUUACACCAAUGGAAAGUGCGUCAUCCUGAGGAACAUCGAUAACCCGGCCCUGGCUGACAUCUACACAGAGCACGCCCAUCAGGUGGUGGUGGCCAAGUACGCGCCCAGUGGAUUCUACAUCGCCUCUGGAGAUGUGUCAGGGAAGCUGCGGAUCUGGGACACCACGCAGAAGGAACAUCUCCUCAAGUACGAAUACCAGCCUUUUGCUGGGAAGAUCAAGGACAUUGCGUGGACCGAAGACAGUAAAAGGAUCGCCGUGGUCGGGGAAGGAAGGGAGAAGUUUGGCGCUGUCUUCCUCUGGGACAGUGGCUCUUCCGUGGGGGAGAUCACAGGACACAACAAGGUCAUCAACAGCGUGGACGUCAAGCAGACCCGGCCGUACCGGCUGGCCACAGGGAGCGAUGACAACUGCACUGCGUUCUUUGAGGGGCCGCCAUUCAAGUUCAAGUUUACCCUUGGCGACCACAGCCGCUUUGUCAACUGUGUGAGAUUCUCCCCCGACGGGAACAGGUUUGCCACGGCCAGUGCCGACGGCCAGAUAUACAUCUAUGAUGGAAAGACGGGGGAGAAAGUGUGUGCGCUGGGAGGAAGCAAGGCUCACGAUGGAGGGAUUUACGCUAUUAGUUGGAGUCCUGAUAGCACCCAUUUGCUUUCUGCUUCCGGAGACAAAACUUCUAAAAUUUGGGACGUUAGUGUGAAUUCUGUUGUCAACACGUUCACCAUGGGCUCCAGCGUUCUGGACCAGCAGCUCGGCUGCCUGUGGCAGAAGGACCACCUGCUCAGCAUCUCCCUCUCUGGCUACAUCAACUACCUGGACAAAAACAACCCCAGCAAGCCCCUGCGGGUCAUCAAGGGUCACAGUAAAUCAAUCCAGUGUCUGGCGGUGCACAAAAACGGCGGCAAGUCCUACAUCUACUCGGGGAGCCACGACGGACACAUUAAUUACUGGGACUCCGAGACGGGGGAGAACGACUCCUUCGCUGGGAAAGGUCACACGAACCUGGUGUCCAGGAUGACCGUGGACGAGUCUGGGCAGCUGGUGAGCUGCAGCAUGGACGACACUGUGCGCUACACCAACCUCAUGCUGCGGGACUACAGCGGGCAGGGAAUCGUGAAACUGGAUGUUCAACCGAAGUGCGUGGCUGUAGGGCCCGGAGGAUACACUGUAGUCGUGUGUAUCGGGCAGAUCAUCCUGCUGAAGGACCAGAAGAAGUGCUUCAGCAUCAGCGACCCUGGCUACGAGCCCGAAGUCGUGGCAGUGCACCCUGGGGGCGAGACAGUGGCCGUCGGGGGUGAGGAUGGGAGUGUCCGCCUGUAUUCCAUCCUGGGCAGCACUCUGAAGGACGAGGGCAAGCUUCUGGAGGCCAAGGGCCCCGUCACUGACCUGGCCUACUCCCACGACGGCGCUUUCCUUGCGGUUUGUGACGCCAGCAAAGUGGUCACUGUGUUCAAUGUGGCUGAUGGCUACUCGGAGAAGGACAUCUUCUACGGACACCAUGCAAAAAUCGUCUGCGUGGCCUGGUCCCCGGACAACGAGCACUUUGCCUCAGGUGGCAUGGACAUGAUGGUGUAUGUGUGGACCCUCAGUGACCCAGAGACCAGGGUCAAGAUCCAAGAUGCACACAGACUGCACCACGUCAGCAGCCUGGCCUGGCUGGACGCGCACACGCUGGUCACAACCUCCCAUGAUGCCUCUGUCAAAGAGUGGACAAUCACCUACUGAAGGCCACCCCCGGACGGACCGAAUCAGGGACUAGUGUUUAACUGCAGUGGCACGUGUCCUUACUCUAAAUCUCUCUGUAGCGCCCCCUUGCCCGCCCCGCUCAGGAGGGAGGAGGGCCUCAGCUGGCGAGUCGUCUCUGCAGGGUGUUCAUAUCUGUACGUGUCCUUUGGAAAGCUUUAGACAGGAACAGUUUGCACAUAAAAAUAAAACGAGCGCUUAAACAUGAGGAGCGUAACUAAAUCCAACCACCCAGCCAAGCCUUGGGUGCAUGGAACAUUCCAGAGGCAGCUGCCUGGCAAGCCCCACAGAGACACCAGCCCCAGUGGCUCUUGCUCUCCACCAGGUGACAGAGCCACACCCCCUCUUCUACCUGCAGAAGGUAGAAGGCCAGAAGGGCGAGUGCUGGUUGCAGUGGGCCCAGCCAGGGUUCUGAGCAGGGCAGGCGACUCGGUGGCGUGCCUGAGUCCCUCCGCACACUCACCUCCGACUGGGACACAGUGUCUGCAUUACGUCCUCAGUUUCUGUGCUUGAUUUUAAGGGUGGAAUUGUGGAUUUGUUUGUUCAAAUGACUCAACUGUUGCCUGUCGGUGUUUACGAGCCGAGCGUGUGGAGGGCGCUGUCCCAGGUCCUUGGAGCCCUGGUUAGCCGACCCCGGUGUCCCGGCCGCCAGGUCACGCCCAUGAUGGGAUGUCUUCCUGUCUCUCUCCUCCUCUUCUGCCCCCAAGAGCAAAGAUUAAUUCAAGGGCAAAGAUGAAGUCACUGUAAACUAACCUGUCGUGGUUUUCACCUUUUCUUUUUUUCAGUGCAGAAAUUAAAAAUAAGUAUAAAGCACCGUGAUUUCGCGUUUUUUACUUAUGUUGGAAUCACUGGUAGAUGUUGGCUGAGAACAAUCCCUCCCCUUGCACUUGUGAAAACACUUGGAGCGCUUUAAGAGAUUAGACUGAGAAAUAAUUAAAUAUCUUUUCUCUUCGUUGUGGA